Strongylus vulgaris is the source of this 432-nucleotide messenger RNA. NCBI's taxonomy places the organism in Eukaryota, Metazoa, Nematoda, Chromadorea, Rhabditida, Strongylidae. The record is from the annotation of a GenBank genome assembly.
AUGCCACGUUUUCAAGGAAAAGUCGCCAUCAUCACCGGUAUAAAUAUUGACCUAAAUUCACCUGCAGGUUCCUCUUCUGGAAUUGGAUCAGCAACAGCUGUGUUGUUCGCAAAAGAAGGAGCUAAAGUGACUAUCACGGGAAGAAAACAGGAUGGACUUGAGGCCAUGCUUGAGGCUGGCGCUAAAGAAGGAGAUAUAAACGUCGUAGUUGCGGACGUGGUUGAUGCAGUUGGAAGAGAAGAAGUUAUCUCAAGCACAAUCAAAAAAUUCGGGCAAUUAGAUAUCUUAGUAAGUAACAACUUUUAUUUAGAGUAUAUAUUUAUGGAAGUUCUGCCGAUUUAUUUGCUUCGGGUCUCAGGAAAAAAAUGUAAUGCGAAAAAUGUACACGGAAUUCUUGUUGUCAUCGUUAAUUUCAGAAAUGUCGGGUUAUAA